AUGGUGAAGAAGGCGUUGAGAACAAAAAGAAAGGACCCUGAUGAGCAGCAAUCGGCUAAGCCGGCAAAAGAAAUCAGGAAGCGCGCCUGGAAACCGCAAGGAGACUACAAGGGUUCCAAGGUGCGCAAUGUUCCCUUCAGCGACGUGGAGAAUGCUAAAAUCGUGAAAGCGAUGCAGGCUUACUGCGAUGAGGAGGGGUUUGACUACAACACAGUGUCCGAAUCACUACACAAGGAGAGGACCGGCGGGGCAUGGGGGCGCAUUGCCUUCUUGGCAGGGUUGGACCGGCGCUCUACCUGGGCCAUCGUUCAAAGAGCCAAGAGGAUCCUUUGGGGGGGACACAGGUGGACGCACGAGGAAUGCCAGAUUCUGCUGGACGAGGCCAGCUCAGCGAAGCGUCCCAGUUGGGUCAACAUCUCCAACAUUCUCGGUGUCAAUCCGAACACUGUGCGUGACAAGUGGAGAGAGCUUUGUGGUGGCAACAAGUCCACUGGGAACUUCACACCUGCUGAGGAUUGGAGACUGCGAAUGGCCAUCUGCCAUACAACAGAAAGCUUGCUGCCGACAAAAGACAUACCUUGGACUAAAGUUCAGAAAUGGUUGCCCCAUCGUGGCUACAAGAUGUUGGGUAUGCAGCAGCAAGUCCAGUGGUGGUAUGAGGCAGGAAACGUCCGCCUUGCUUUGGCCGGGCCAGUACAUGGGCAUCAGUGUGCCUUGGAGGCCGGCGGCGGAAACAACGCGCGGCCAAAGAUGCCGAUGAAAGCUAGCGACAAAAUCCUGAUGGAGGUGCAGGGCGCUUCCAUGCACUCUGGAACUGGCUACUUCACAGAUGACGCAGAUUUUCUUGAUCCGGAGGCUCGCAUUUGCAGAGCCGGCCCAAGCCAGCUGCGGCGCUGGCGGCACAUGGAUGAUCCAACCUUACAGGCCAAAGUGCUUGAGCGGCGAAGUAACGUUGGCAUGGGCAUGCUAGUCCUCAACCGAGCCAAAGGCUCAGAGCAGCUGGUAAGCGUAGAUGCAUUGAAGUAUGUUGUGGAGAAUUUGGGAAAAGGCUUGCAGCCGGCGGAAGGUUUAGACCUCCCCACUGUGAACGAGUUGUACAAGCGGUUAAGGAAUCUGGAGGUCAACAGCCUGAAGCGGUUUGUUGGGCUCACAGCAGCUGAGGAGUUCCGAGACAGAGCUGAAACAGACCGAGAAGACCUGGGCUUCCACAGUGAGCUGGAAGGUUACAGGGAAGGUCCCGGCUCCUUCGGGACGGGUCGCUUUUGCAUCGGUCUGGAUCCCAAAGAGAUGCUACUUGCGGCUGUUUAUGCGCAGAAGAACGGCGACCUGGCGCCAUUUUCCAAGGCCUUGCUUUGGAACAGCCAGGAGCUGGCAUUCCUAGUGGCCGAUUACCGGAAGCCAUUGGUUUGCCAGCUGAGCGGGAUAGCGCGUGAUGGUGGUGCAGCCCUGGCUGGGCUCACAACAUUUUCUGGUGCACAUGCCACAUCUGAAGUCUCGGUCCGUUCCUGCUUUCAUGGGCUGGUGCCGAUGGGAGGCAUGACUGCAUUGCUUGGAUCCCUGAAGUGGAAUCUCGGCGAGUUCCUCGCCUUGACUGGUUGGACGCUUCGCGGUACCGAUUUGGUAUCCUUAGGGCUGUGUCAGCAUUGGCUCUCGCCUGAUGCCUUGCCAUUCCUGGAGCUAACUGCGGAGAAGCAACUUGAGGUCUCUGAGAGUGAUGCAGCGCAGCUGCUACUGGAGCAUUCUCUGCCAUUGCCUGAGGACAGCGGCCUCAUCUCUGGCGACCCGGACGCGCCAGGCUUCCAGCGAAGUUACAUUCCGCUUGUGGCAGAGAUCUUCAGCAAAGAUUCGCCGAAGCAAAUCAUGGAGGCACUCGACAAGAAGCUACAGCUACGUGAACCAAUAAAUUCCUGGAAGGACAUGGAGUUCUUGAAGGUUUGCAGAGAGAGGCUUGAUCGAGUGGACCCGCGGGCAGGCACUGAUUUCGGCUGCCCGGGCAAGAGGCAAUGCACAGGCACAUCACUCGUCCAACGCUAUGCUGCAGAAAGCAUGGUUCUGGCAGCUUUGACAGGUCGCUGCUCCACCUGGUGCUUCGCAGAAGAGCCUUGGAAUGAACGGUUCAUGGAAAAGCCGGAAGACAUCCUGAAAAAAGAGAUCGAGGCCACAGAGCCGCCGGAGGAGCUGCUGCGCUGCUGGCGGUAUCAUCCCGACUAUGAUGCCGCCACAGGCCCUGUCACCAGCCUGGAUCAUGACCCUGUCUGGAUGCAGCAGGAAGUGCGACGCUGGGAUCCCCAGCUCUUUGACCUGGAGCGGCGCCAGGCUGUGGAGGCCAGCUCUUUGGGCAAGGGGCUUGAGGAAGCUGACAAGCUUCGGGAAGAAGGAAACCAGCUCUUCAAGUCUGGGGAUUUUGGGACGGCACGGCAGCGAUACUACGGAGCCAUUUGGCACCUGGACUUUGAUAUCGGGCAGCAGUGGGCCAAUGCCUCCUGCAAAGAGUCGUGCAAGUCCUUUCAGCAGGCAGACAGCCUCAUCCCUGGUGAUCGGCAGCUGCGCUCGGCGCUGAAAGAGGCAUCUGAGCUGCAGAAACAGGCGCCUGUGCUGAACAAAGAGGGAAACCCGUGCAAAGAGGAUAGACAGAAGGCCAAGGAAGUGUGGAAAAGCAAGCUCUUGUCACAGGAGGAGAAGGCUUGCCAGGCCAUGCGCUGUGGCCCACAGGUGUUCAAGUCAGCAUGCAACUCCGCAGAGAACUUGAUCUUUCUCUUUGAAGCUGUGUAUUUCCAGCUCCGUGAUGUGCUGUGCCCAAGGUUCUACCUGACAGAAGAGGGCAUGUUUGCCCCGGAGAGCAGCGAUGUUCUGCUGGGGUAUCUGGCCAUCAGCACGAAAGCAAGGUACGUGUUUUCGCAAUUUGUGACCUCCAUCUUUCUCUGCUUUACGCUUGGUAUGGCAAAUCCAACAGAUGUGAGACACUUUGACACAGAGGUAUUUCCUCAAAUGCUUCAGAAGGAGGUCUCUGAGAAGUUUGUUGCUGUCCUGGUUGCCGUGCUGGCGGGCAUCUUGCUUUGUAGUGGUGAUUUCGUCAUGGCCAAAGCUAUCGAUGUGCUCGGACUGGCGGUAGCAUGUCCGACUGGUUUCGGCUUGGCCUUGACGUGUGGAACAGGUCUUAGCUAUGCGAUAGAGCCCAAGGCUGAUCCCCGGCUGCUUUUCCCUGGGCUUGGCGCAUGCAUGCUCGGCAUACUCUGCGAUGCCGCCUCGCAUGCUGAGCCCAAAUCAGCAGGAUCUUCCCGUAACGAUGUGAGUGCAUCCAAAGCCGAGUCCAUGGGCAACACCUCAGCUGCGACCGUUGAAGAGGUUAAAAUUGCCACCCCGCAAGAUGCCAGCACUGAUCGGAACUGUUCCGUUUUCUUGCUCCCAGUAGCUGGUGGUUUGCUGUGCGGAAGCAUGGCACCAAUCAAUACUGCUGCUGCGACAGCUGGACAACUGACUCCCUUCAGCCAAUUGUUUUCCUUCAUGGUGGGCCAGCUGCUUGCCAUUUUCCCGCUUGUGACGGUUUUCCACUGGAUCUCCCUCGGACAAGAAGGGCGUAUGGGCCAUUCUGUGUGGCAGAUCCUGUGCUCCCUUUGGAGCAGCUAUCUCAAAGCGUGCAAGCAGCGUCGCAAGGGCCUGAUGUGGGACGCCUUUGCGGGCACCUGCGUGGGCAUGGGCUACUUCCUGUUCUUGGUAGGCACGCCGGUGGUCUCAAAGGCUGUCGGCUUUAUCUUUGGGUCCUCCAGCUUGCUUCGGUUUGACCGUCGCAGUGCCGAUUUUCUGCGCAGACAGCUGCGCUUUCGUGCACCUUAG
Symbiodinium pilosum is the source of this 3834-nucleotide messenger RNA. The record is from the annotation of a GenBank genome assembly. Lineage: Eukaryota; Dinophyceae; Suessiales; Symbiodiniaceae.